AUGACGUCAAAAUCGCGUCUGUGUUUUUCCUCGUUACUCUUACUCCACUGUAUCGUCUUCGAUUCAUACUUCUUAGUGAUCAACGCUCUUGCUUGUCGUCCCGACCAGAUCAAAGCUCUUCUGGAGUUCAAGAACGAGUUUGAAUCCGGUGGUUGCACCCGCAUAGAUUACUUUAACGGUGUCCUGUGUGAUAACAAGACUGGUGCGGUCACGAAGCUAGAACUCCCAAGUGGCUGCUUCACUGGAAAUCUCAAACCAAACAGUAGCCUCUUCGAGUUGCAUAAGCUUCGUUACCUUAAUCUCUCUCACAACAACUUCAUUUCCUCUUCACUCCCUUCUGAAUUCAGCAAUCUUAACAGAUUAGAGGUCUUGUCUCUUUCCUCUAAUGGCUUCCUGGGUCAAAUUCCUUCCUCAUAUAGUAACCUAACCUGGUUAACCCAGUUGGAUAUCUCACAUAACGAGGUCACUGGUAGUUUCCAGAUUGUCCAGAAUCUCACCAAGCUUUCCAUUUUGGACCUUUCCUAUAAUCAUUUCUCUGGAACCAUCCCUUCUUAUCUGCUCACUAUGCCUUUCUUGUCAUAUCUAGAUCUCCGUGGAAACCAUCUCACUGGCCCCAUUAAAGUUCCCAACUCGUCUUCUUCAUCAAGGCUCGAGCACUUGUUCCUUGGGCAUAACAAAUACUAA
This is a messenger RNA of Arabidopsis lyrata subsp. lyrata, 684 nucleotides long. RefSeq names its product receptor-like protein 12. Gene Ontology annotation, molecular function: protein binding. NCBI's taxonomy places the organism in Eukaryota, Viridiplantae, Streptophyta, Magnoliopsida, Brassicales, Brassicaceae. The coding region runs from base 1 to 684 and encodes 227 amino acids. The record is from RefSeq and is a predicted model, not a curated record. The transcript has a single exon.